This is a messenger RNA of Falco peregrinus (peregrine falcon), 1940 nucleotides long. It is a transcript of the gene PINX1, whose product is annotated as PIN2 (TERF1) interacting telomerase inhibitor 1. Bases 80 to 1156 code for a protein of 358 amino acids. NCBI's taxonomy places the organism in Eukaryota, Metazoa, Chordata, Aves, Falconiformes, Falconidae. Gene Ontology annotation, cellular component: nucleolus. Gene Ontology annotation, biological process: regulation of ribosome biogenesis. The record is from RefSeq and is a predicted model, not a curated record. The transcript is spliced from 7 exons. Gene Ontology annotation, molecular function: nucleic acid binding; telomerase inhibitor activity.
AGUUCACAAAAGGCCCCUCGGAGUAGGGGCGCGACCGUGGCUCUUCGCUACGCGCCGCGGAGGGUGGGAGGCCCUCAAGAUGGCGAUGCUGGCGGAGCCCCGAAGAAGGCAGAAGUGGUCUGUGGAUCCACGAAAUAGCGCUUGGAGUAAAGAUGAAUCUAAAUUUGGCCAGAAGAUGCUGGAAAAGAUGGGCUGGUCCAAAGGAAAGGGUCUUGGGGCUCAGGAACAAGGAAAUACAGAACAUAUCAAGGUUCAGGUGAAAAACAACACGCUGGGGUUAGGAGCAACCAUCAACUAUGAGGACAACUGGAUUGCUCAUCAGGAUGACUUCAACCAGCUUCUGGCUGAACUGAAUGAUUGCCACAGACAGGGUGAAACAGAGUCCUCAGUGAGUAAUCAGAAGAAGACAUUCAGUCUUGAAGAAAAAUCCAAAUCUUCCAAGAAACGUGUCCAUUACAUGAAGUUUGCAAAAGGUAAGGAUCUCUCUUCGCGCAGUGAAGAUGAUCUGUCCUGCAUAUUUGGGAAGCGACAGAAGAGUAUGAAAACCCAGGAGGAUAUUACCAAUCCUGAGUUUCAGGAAGAGAAGCAGAGAAGCCGCUGGCUAUCUGAGCCUGCAGACGGCUACAAUACCGUGAAGAGCGUUCUCACCGUACAGGAAUAUUUUGCCAAGCGCAUGGCAAAACUGAAGGGAUCCCAGAAUGAAACAGAAAUAAGGGGAGACAAUUCCUGCUCAGUAGCUGACAAAGCUUUGGAGCCUUCGGAAGAACUGAAAACCAAAGUCAAAAAGAAAAAGAAGAAGCAGAAGAGAGAUGAGGCAGAGAGUACAGAGCACUGCGAGAAGCCAGAAGUGAAACAACCUAAGAUGGGUAGCUUGAAUGAAAAGGAACUGGAUGAUCCGUUAAAUGAAUGUCACUCAGGGAAAAAGAAAAGGAAACAUAAAGUGCAGCUCAAAGGGGAAAACAUCAGUUGUGAUGAAAAUAUGGGCAAUGGAGAAAUUUAUGCGGGAGUAUCUGAUGGGGAAGAUCUCGGCAUAAAGGACUGCGAGGCAAAGCAAAAGAAACGCCAUAAGAAGAAACACAAAAAGCAAACAGAAGAGACAGAUGAGUGUAUCAAAGGAGCGCAGAGAAAGAAAAAGAAGCACUACAAGCACAUUUAACCAUUUAAGAGUCAAGCUGAGACUCUGAGAUGAUUUGAACUUGAGCACAUUAGAGAAGUCUGUGUAAACACACCAGCCAGACCCCACGUUGUACUCCAGUCUUGAGCUCACUGCUCUCCCUCCGACUGAAACCACAGGCCGUGUUUAAAUACAUCUUUUCCAAGGGAGAACAUGGUGACAGGCCAGCAUGAGCUACAGUGCCAUGUUAAAAAGAUACCCAUGCGUCGGGCCAAGGCUUGCGUGUCUGCAAAGCAAGACUUGAUAAAACCCAGUGAGGCUUUGCCUCUUCCAGUGUGGCAGGUGGUUCACCGUAGCGGCUUUGCAAGUGCUGUGGUUUAACACAGCAGACCCUGUGCUGCCUGCAGCCUGGAUUCGUUCUGGGGCAACUCCAUUCAAGUCCAAUAACAGCAAGCAAAAACCAGGCCUGGUUGUAACCACUGUGCUCAAGACUGUGAAAGGCAGUGAAUUUCUAUCUGCUGCUUCACACUGACUGUGUUUUUCUCAAUCUGGGGGGGAAGAGUCAUCCUACUACUACCUUUAUUUUUACAGACACUGUUGUUUCCACUGUGAUAGCCCAGCUCUGCUUCUGGGAACAGGAGGGAUUUUGCAAAGCUGUCUGUACUUUUUCACUGACUUUUGCAAACUAGUGCCUAAUUUUUUCAUGGAUCUCCUUUGACAUACAGAAUGAAUGUUGUUUCUUCCCAAAAUACUUACUCUAAUUAAAGGUUUACACCUCAGUGUCAGUACUAAAGAAUGAAAUAAAAACAUCUCCCUUUGUUUCUUA